AUGUCGUUCAGACAUCAAAUCGAUCGUAUUCUGAAUCACCUUUCAAAAUCGGACAAAAAUGACGAAGGAGUUUAUUAUUACGGCCACGAUACAAAAGCUUUGAACCAGAUAAAAAAUAUGUAUAAAAAAUGCAGAAUAUGUAGAAGUCGUUUGAGAUGGCCGUUUACGAAAACUGUAAAAUGUCAAAAUUGUUUUUUGACGUGUCACGAAACUUGUAUAAAAUCGGUAAUAUGUCCACUGGGAAAAAAAUCUGACGAUCAACCUAUGGGCAUAUUCGAAUCUGAAGUUUAUUCUGGUCAACCUUGGAAGACGGAGGAUUGUGUAUGGCUCAUACAGUCAUAA
Messenger RNA from Rhopalosiphum padi (bird cherry-oat aphid), 342 nucleotides. RefSeq lists its product as uncharacterized. Lineage: Eukaryota; Metazoa; Arthropoda; Insecta; Hemiptera; Aphididae. The transcript has 4 exons. The record is from RefSeq and is a predicted model, not a curated record. Bases 1 to 342 code for a protein of 113 amino acids.